GGCGGGCAGGGCCGCUUCCGCCGGGUGACCCUGGCGAGUCCUUCUGGGCGGCGGGCGCGGCGCGAUGGGGCUGCGCGACAGCGUCGUUCACGCUGGGGAGCCCGAGGAGGAGGAGGAGGAGCUGGUGGAUCCUCUAACCACGAUCCGGGAGCGCUGUGAGCAGACGGAGAAGUGUGCCAAGGCGCGGGAGCGGCUGGAGCAGUGCGACGCGCGGGUGUCCUCCAGGUCCCAGACAGAAGAGCAGUGCACAGAGGAGCUCUUUGACUUCCUGCACGCCAGGGACCACUGUGUUGCUCACACACUGUUUAAGAAGCUGAAGUGAAGCCGGGUGUCAUUGUCCAUCUGCUUCCAUGUCGGCGGUUCCUGGAUCCACAGUACUGCUUCCUCCCCCUUCGUCCUCCACGUCAAGUGUGGACAGAAUGGAUUCCUGGCACCACCGAGCUUCAGCCCGUCACUGCGUCUGUCCUGGAAGACAAGCAGCCACCCCAGAAAACGUGUUGAUGUUCUGUAAUUUUCCAUAUUAAACAUUCAGAGUUCCCAUGGAAA
This is a messenger RNA of Apus apus (common swift), 546 nucleotides long. Its product is annotated as cytochrome b-c1 complex subunit 6, mitochondrial. Gene Ontology annotation, biological process: mitochondrial electron transport, ubiquinol to cytochrome c. Lineage: Eukaryota; Metazoa; Chordata; Aves; Apodiformes; Apodidae. The record is from RefSeq and is a predicted model, not a curated record. Bases 65 to 322 code for a protein of 85 amino acids. The transcript has 4 exons.